Messenger RNA from Naumovozyma castellii, 2382 nucleotides. It is a transcript of the gene HIS4, whose product is annotated as trifunctional histidinol dehydrogenase/phosphoribosyl-AMP cyclohydrolase/phosphoribosyl-ATP diphosphatase. The transcript has a single exon. Bases 1 to 2382 code for a protein of 793 amino acids. The record is from RefSeq and is a predicted model, not a curated record. NCBI's taxonomy places the organism in Eukaryota, Fungi, Ascomycota, Saccharomycetes, Saccharomycetales, Saccharomycetaceae.
AUGGGUCUCUCAUUUAUCCCUCUAUUCGGUGCUAAUGCCACUGAAACCAUAGCCCAAAAACCAUUCGUGGCCUUGACCGGUCAGGCACUAGUGGAUGCCGACGAAUUGUCCAAACAAGAUAUUCUUUCCUUCAUUAAAUCAUUUAACACAACUUUCAACUCGAUAUCACUUAAAAUCAAUGAUUCCACCAAAUUCACAAACGAAGAUUUGAUCGAACUCUUAAAUAAUGGUAUCACUGCCUUAUUUAUCAUAGAUAACAAUACGUAUGCCUCCGAAGUGGGCAAUUCCAUCAAUAUCUCCAAGGAGAGAUUGAUCACUUCCACCUCACUAAAGAUCAUCCCAGCUUCUCAAUUGACCGCUGAAACCUUCUACAACGAAUUACUUUCUCAAUUGAAGACUGAUCGUAAGGAUGAUCUGUAUACCACCUUGGUUGUCGACACCAACGAGCGUUCCUUGGGUCUGGUUUACUCCUCCAAGGAAUCCAUCAAAUUGGCCAUCGAGAAGUCACAAGGUGUCUACUAUUCUCGUUCACGCAAGGGUAUCUGGAUCAAGGGUGAAACGUCAGGAAACAGACAGAUCUUGAAACAAAUUUCCAUAGAUUGUGACGGCGAUGCCUUGCAAUUCGUAGUGGAACAAGUUAAUGAUGCCUUCUGUCACUUAAAUACGAAUACUUGCUUUGGAGACUAUCAGUAUGGUCUCUUGGAAUUGCAAAAAGUAUUGUCUCAAAGAUUGGUGGAUGCGGAAGUUGGGUCAUACACUAAGAGAUUAUUCAAUGAUGAUGAAUUAUUAAACGCUAAGAUCAAGGAAGAAGCUGAAGAAUUGACUGAGGCCCAAACCAAGGAUGAAGUCGCUUGGGAAGCUGCAGAUUUAUUUUACUUCGCAAUGACUAAAUUGGUGUCUAAGGGUGUCACUUUGAAAGAUGUGGAAACUAACUUGAAAUUGAAACAUUUGAAAGUCACCAGAAGGAAAGGUGACGCUAAGGAGAAGUUCUUACCAAAGAAACAGGCUGAAACUGAAACUUCAAAGAAGGAAAUCGAUCCAUCCGCGCCAAUUUAUUUGAAUGUCGUCAAGAGCACCGAUAAGGAAGGUGUCAUUAAGGCAGUGACAAGACCAAUUCAAAAGACUGAUGAUAUUAUGCACUUGGUUAACCCAAUUAUUGAAAAUGUGAAGAAUAAGGGUGACUCAGCUUUAAUUGAAUAUACCGCGAAAUUUGAUGGUGUCCAUUUGACAACUCCAGUCUUGGAAGCUCCAUUCCCAGAAGAAUAUUUGGAAGGAUUAACUGAAGAAAUGAAACAAGCUUUAGAUUUAUCCAUUGAAAACGUUAGAAAAUUCCAUGCUGCUCAAUUACAGUUAGAACCAUUAGUCGUAGAAACCCAACCUGGUGUCAUAUGUUCCAGAUUCCCAAGACCAAUUGAAAAAGUUGGUCUAUAUAUUCCAGGUGGUACCGCUGUCUUACCAAGUACUGCUUUAAUGUUAGGUGUCCCAGCUCAAGUAGCUGAAUGUAAAGAAAUUGUCUUCGCUUCUCCGCCACGUAAGUCUGAUGGUAGAGUUUCUCCAGAAGUUGUUUAUGUCGCCAUUAAAUGUGGUGCCUCUAAGAUCGUCCUUGCUGGUGGUGCUCAGGCAGUCGCAGCCAUGGCUUAUGGUACAGAAAGUGUCCCAAAGGUGGAUAAAAUCUUGGGACCUGGUAACCAAUUCGUUACUGCAGCUAAGAUGUAUGUUCAAAAUGACACUCAAGCUCUAUGUUCUAUCGAUAUGCCAGCUGGUCCAAGUGAAGUUCUUGUUGUCUGUGAUGAAGAUGCAGAUGAUGAUUUUGUUGCCAGUGACUUACUAUCACAAGCUGAACAUGGUAUCGAUUCUCAAGUUAUUCUUGUUGGUGUUAACAUUAGUGAAGCUAAAGUGACUCAAAUUCAAGAAGCUGUAAAUAGACAGGCAUUAGCAUUGCCACGUGUCGACAUUGUACGUCAAUGUAUCGCUCAUAGUACCAUUAUAUUAUGUGACACUUACGAAGAAGCCUUUGACAUGUCUAAUAGAUAUGCUCCAGAACAUUUAAUAUUACAAAUUAAUAACGCUAAUGAUUAUGUUAAACUAGUGGAUAACGCCGGUAGUAUCUUUGUUGGUUCUUACACCCCAGAAUCAUGUGGGGAUUACUCAAGUGGUACAAACCAUACUCUACCUACAUAUGGUUAUGCAAGACAAUAUAGUGGUGCCAAUACUGCUACUUUCCAGAAGUUCAUUACUGCUCAAAACGUUACUCCUGAAGGUUUAGAAAAUAUUGGUAAGGCUGUCAUGUGUGUUGCCAAGGUCGAAGGUCUUGAUGGUCACAGAAAUGCUGUCAAGAUUAGAAUGAGUAAGCUAGGCUUGUUACCAGAAGGAUUUAACUAG